This is a messenger RNA of Chiroxiphia lanceolata (lance-tailed manakin), 5164 nucleotides long. It is a transcript of the gene SAMD8, whose product is annotated as sterile alpha motif domain containing 8. The record is from RefSeq and is a predicted model, not a curated record. The coding region runs from base 1596 to 2840 and encodes 414 amino acids. Gene Ontology annotation, biological process: ceramide biosynthetic process. Gene Ontology annotation, cellular component: Golgi membrane; endoplasmic reticulum membrane. The transcript is spliced from 6 exons. Gene Ontology annotation, molecular function: sphingomyelin synthase activity; protein binding; ceramide cholinephosphotransferase activity. NCBI's taxonomy places the organism in Eukaryota, Metazoa, Chordata, Aves, Passeriformes, Pipridae.
CUACUUUUCCUUGGCUAGAGUAGUGAUAAGCAGAUUCAACUUUCCACAUUUUUACCUCAAUAUAUUGUCUCAAAGUCUGUAAGCUAGGAAAAUUAGGGACUUACUGGUGGACUGGCAGUAAUUCAAUAAAGGGAAACAUGACAGAAUCAUGGAUAAUCAUUUUGAGAGACGUUAAUUUUCCAUAUUUAAAUAUACACCUAUACUUUGUACACUCAGUCUCUCAGAGGCAUCUAAUUUCUUAAAAUGCCCUAACCAAAUUGUAGGAAUGUUCAUAGCUCAUAAAGUAACAUUUUUCUUUUAAAAAAGUAAAUCCUUAUACACAUGCAGUUCUUAUUCAGCUGUGUUCAUGCUGUUAAUUGAAAGGUUGGGGAAGGAAAAUGGGACACAUGAUACAUACUGUUGAUGAGCUUGCUAAGCGUAAGUCACAGUACCAGGAAAGUAAUCAAGUAGCAGGAUACAGACAUUGCUGCAAUGUCAGGUGAAAAGUAUAUUUUGCCCUCUGACACUUAAGUCUGUGCUUGCUUUGUGUUAUGCAUGUUAUUCAUCAGUAAAUAAUGUUAUCCUAUAUUUGGCUUCAGCAAUAAUACCAGUAAUGUGGAAGGCAAGGUAGUUGCCAGUGCUGUUUUCUUUCAGAAGACAGGUACAGUUAUCCAGGGGACUUAGUCCCUUCCGCCACAUUAGUCUGGUGUAACAGCCUGGUGGUGUUGUAAAUGUUAUGUAGCAUUCUUCAGCUUUAAAAAUGAACAGCAGCAAUUGGACACAGGGAUACGUAUUGUAUUCCAGGUGCUAAGAUUAAAGUGUAAAAAGCACUUCCCCUAAUAAAGUAUGGAAGUGGCACUAAUUGAGUAGUCUGAAGGGGAAGGCAGUUUCAGUGUUCAACGAAAUGGCCUUGUCAUCAAAACUGAACUUUACUGUUGCUGUUGAGAUGAAAUUAGCUACAAGCUGUGUGUUUAAAUUUGUAUUUUUUGUUGAUUUCUUUGUCUGUUCCAGUUGGUUAAAGGUCUUGUCCUUGACAGGGUUUAAAAAUAGGAGCUGUUCCUAUCAGCUGCAUCUUGAGGUUAAUGUAGACUUUCUCUCACAUCCAGCUCAUAGUGACCUUUGAUGAGUAUGCUCAUUGUGCAUUUGGAAGGAUUUUAUUCUGGCAGUGUCAGAUGAAGAAAGACAAAGCUGCUGUUAGGCUACUUGGCUUGUGACAAAUGAACAGAAUUCUCUUAGGUUAGGGAGAGUUUCCUCCUUUUGUCCUCAGAAGUUGCUUUGGUUAGAAGACAAAUCAGUAAGUUGAGUGUAUUUGUAGUGAGUCUACGUUCACUGCUUUUAGAAAAGUUAUGAUGAUUACUAUAUUAUAAAAAACACUGUGAUUAACAACUUUUUUUUAAGUAUUUAAUCUGUGUUUCUGAGUAAGGAAAGUUGGAAGUUCAGAUAAGCAACUCAAGUUUGUUUGUUUUUACUGGAUGUUUUGGAUUUAGUAUAAGAAUAAUGUUGAUAACACACUGAUGUUCUAGUUGUUGUGAAGUGGUGCUGACCCUAAGUCAAGGAAUUUUUGGUUUCCCCUGCUCUGCCAGCAGGUCAGUUUGAUUGGUGGAUAAAGGAGGACCAUGGCAGGCAAUAACCAGCUUUGCAUUCGACGUUGGACUACCAAGAAUGUGGCCAAGUGGCUGAAGGAAGAAGGUUUCUGUGAAUACGUGGAUGUUCUGUGCAAUAGACAUAGGCUAGAUGGAAUCACACUGCUGACACUUACUGAGUAUGAUUUACGAUCCCCUCCGCUGGAAAUCAAGGUCCUGGGGGAUAUCAAGAGACUAAUGCUGUCCAUCCGCAAACUGCAGAAGCAACAUCUUGACGUCCUGGAGGAGCUGGGUUACAACAGUGACAGUCACACUGGCACAGUGUGCCCAGCUGGUUCACUGCAGGGUACAGAUUGGUUUUGUAAUGGUGAAGUACCUCGGGACUAUGAUGGACUAAUGACUGACCUGAAUGGUGAUCAGUACCAGUAUGCAAACGGAAAGAACAAACAUGCCACACGGAGACUGGACCCCGAGUACUGGAAGACAGUUUUAAGUUGUGUGUAUGUUUUCAUAGUGUUUGGCUUUACGUCAUUCGUUAUGGUUAUAGUGCAUGAGCGAGUACCUGACAUGCAAACAUAUCCACCUCUACCAGACAUAUUUCUAGACAGCGUCCCUAGGAUACCAUGGGCUUUUGCUAUGACUGAAGUAUGUGGAGUAAUUCUUUGCUACAUUUGGCUGUUGGUUCUUCUGCUUCACAAACACAGAUCCAUACUCCUGCGCAGGCUGUGCAGCCUCAUGGGGACAGUGUUCUUACUACGUUGCAUUACAAUGUUUGUUACCUCACUCUCGGUGCCAGGCCAGCACUUGCAGUGUACUGGAAAGUUGUAUGGCAAUGUUUGGGCAAAACUCCAGCGGGCAUUUGCAAUAUGGAGUGGCUUUGGAAUGACUCUGACUGGAGUACACACCUGUGGAGACUAUAUGUUCAGUGGGCACACUGUCGUCCUGACCAUGCUCAACUUCUUUGUCACAGAAUAUACGCCAAGGAGCUGGAACUUCUUGCACACCUUGUCCUGGGUCCUGAAUCUCUUUGGAAUCUUCUUCAUUUUGGCUGCACAUGAACAUUAUUCUAUAGACGUAUUCAUUGCCUUUUACAUCACUACAAGACUCUUUUUGUAUUACCAUACGUUGGCUAAUACUAGAGCGUAUCAACAGAGCAGGAGAGCAAGGAUCUGGUUUCCAAUGUUUUCUUUUUUUGAAUGCAAUGUUAAUGGUACUGUUCCCAAUGAGUACUGCUGGCCCUUUUCAAAACCUGCCAUACUGAAAAGAUUGAUUGGCUGAAGACUACGUGGGUCAGUUCAGAUUUUUAUGAAGCAUUAUGACUAAGAUCCUACAGGGCUAGCUGGGGGGGCGGAAGACAAAUAACAUUUUUCACUCCAUGAUCUCCUCCUCCUUGCCUUGUUUCUUAGAUUCUUAGCCAUAAAAUGGGGUUCCCAUACUUCACAGGGAUGUGCUUUGUUUUCUUUCUGUGAAAAUAGAAAACAAUGCAGGGACGGGUACAGGCUAUCAAUGAACCAUGACUAUAAACCGGAAUACUUUUACCUUAGUAAGGUUCUCUGUGAAUGUUUGUGAAGUUUAACCUAAAUAUGUACUUGUGUUGAAUAUAAUACACCCUUUACAGGUCCAAAUAAUCUCUGUUACCUGAAUGGCAGCCUUUAGAUAUACUGACUAAAAAAUUAGAACUUUAUGAAGUCUUUGACAAAGCAGUAUAGUUUCUUGCUGAAAGGGUCUCUUAACUGUUAAAUAACAAGUCUUAAAGUGUAAUUAACAGUAUAAAUGGUCUGCAUACAGGUUGCCAAAAACGAAAGUCUGCCUUGUGGCUAUGCAGUGAUGAUAUUUUUUUUUUAAUAAGAAUUUAUUUAGUCUAUCAGUUGUCUAUAUGGUUGUUCUAUCACUUGAAAGUUUUCUCUUUUGUGUUUAAAUGAGUUAAAAGUAAAUGGAACAGCCACUGAAAGUAAAGAUAACUUAGCUUUAGUGAGUUUAAAGCCACAAAGUAACUUUUGUGUGGUUUUAAUUGCUUUAUCUCCAAACCUGUGCAUGCUUUUCAGGAACAGCUCUUUCACAUUGGAAAAACAGAACAAUUGUCUUUGUGUAUCUUACUGUCCCAUAAGCGGAUGGGAAAAUGCAUGUAGUAACUCUUUUGGGAAAAGUAAUAAUAGUGAGUGUUGGAUAUAGUGCUCAUAUUGAUGUAUGUUUUAGCACUCUGGUGUCAACAAUAUGGUGAAUAUCUCUAGAUAUAUAUAUAUGCACAGUAUAUUUGUUUAUAUAUAUAAACACACAGUAUAUGUUUUUCUAACAAAUAUGAAAAGAGACUGGUUCUUAAAUUAAGUUGCUCAUUUACUAUCCUGAAAGAGAAAAGUACCAAGGUUUGCUUGUUAAAGAAAACAAACCACAACCCACAACAAAACAUCCUCCAAACCCUCAAACCAACACUCCAAGUCUGUAAUGCAUAAGCAAGGACACACAGCUGGUGAUCUGUUACGCAGUGGAUUGUAAGGGGACAAUACUAAUGUUGGCUGUUGAGCUGUAGGCUGUUGAAAUCAGAUUUAUGCUAAAUGAAAACUGAUAGGUACAAGGUACAGAUCAUAAAAGUGGUAUAGACCAUUUAAUUUGAUUAUUGCAAUUUCAGAAUAGGUGAUAUGUGCAAAAGGUGGUGUAAGUCAGCUUUAGUUCAGUUCCAGCUUGGUACAAGCUGACUUAAUGAGUGCAACGUACUUGUGUGUGCGUGGAAAUGAAUUCACUUGGAAUUUGCCCGACAGUUUUGUAUUUGGAGGUUUGUAACCUACUGAGGGCUGCUCCUUGCUGUAUUGUGUUCCUUUUAUAAACCUCGAUUGUACUAACUUGGCUAUCUUACAGUCUUCAUAGUAUAUUACUUUUGUAAAUUACUUUAGCUCCUGUUCCACAGAGGAAUUGUGCAUCUUGAAGUACCUCUGCCAACUGUAUUGAGCACAUGUACAUUGUACUAUUCUGCAGACUUUUAUAUUUGUAACAUUCCAAUUUUCUACCAAAAUUGCAGGUUUAAUACUAUAUUGUUCAAUCUGCCAUAGCCUGGUGGCUCUUGCCAUCCAAAUUGGGGGAGUAUGCUUACACUUAAGAAAAAAGGAGAAAAUAUUUUGAAAUAUUUAAAUACUUGUCAUUUGCUGUUCUUAACUUUCUGAUUUCAGAAAGGCAAUUUGAACAUUCCUCUUGAGACUUUAUAAUGAAAGAGCUCUAUUUGUUAAUUUAUUUGCCUUUGCAAUGCACACACAGUUAUGAAUGCUAUUUUUCUAAACUCUAGGAAACAUCUGUUCUCAGAAUGUGCAGGAUUGUAUCCUGACUUAUAUGGAGAGGUAUGCAAUUAAAUUUGCAAAGCUGUUGAUUCUGAAAAUAACCAUCUGAGUGCUAAUUGGCAUAACUGUGUCUAAACUGAAAAAUUAUUUUGCAACUUAGACAUGCACGAGAAUUUUCAAGUACAGCCCAGUGUAGCAAUGUUUACAUAAAGUAAAGCUAUCAUUUCAAUACUACUUUUUUAAAAAGUGAAGUUCAUAUACUUUGAAACGUAAGGAUUCUCUCUUUGUUCUAAUUUAAUUUUUCAAAGUCUGUUAAGUAAAUUAUGUUUUAAAUCA